UUGAUUUUUCAUCAAAAAGUAGGUACUCCCGCGAAAGCCAUGUUUUCAUAAUUCCAACACUUCUAAAGAGCAUUCAUUGAUGAAACCGCUGCUCACUCUCAAAUUCAAUCACAGAACCCUAAAUCCUAAUUCCAUUAUCUUGCUUUUCUUACUUCCAUCUGCAGCUAUGUCGUCGUCGUUGUCACCGUCAACAGCUGCCGUCAAAGUGGUGGCAGAGUACGCCAAGUCCGGACGUUCGUCGUGUAAGAAAUGCUCGAAAGCCAUCGCUGCGAGCACGCUGCGGUUUGGUUUGGUGAGCAAAGAUCCCCGAGGAUUCGACAUGACCAAAUGGCAUCACCUGAACUGCGUUCCGCUCGGGGCUUCUGGUUUAGUUUCCUCCGUCGAUGCAAUCACAGGAUUCUCGUCUCUCAAGGGCAGUGAUCAGGAGGCUGUGAAGAAAUUACUAAGUGAAGGGGCACAGGCUUUGGGGGUCAGUAAAAUUGACGAGGAUGAUGAUAAACCAGAUCAAGGAAAGUCGAAGAAGCCAAAGUUGCUUACAUCCGAGGAAGGGACAAAACUUCAGCUAGAAAUAGCUGUAUCAACUUCUGAUAUUAAAGAAAAGUACAAGGAUGCUACAUUGUUGCCUAAAUGGAAGGCAUUUCAGACGGUCAUAUUUCUUGAAAGGGAUGAUGGUCUUCAUGAUUCAAGUAAAAUUGCAGCCUUCGAUUUUGAUGGUUGUCUUGCAAAGACAUCUGUGAAAAGAGUUGGUGCAGAUGCUUGGUCCCUCAUGUAUCCUUCAAUACCAGAGAAGCUCCAGAAUCUGUAUAGAGAUGGCUACAAGCUGGUUAUAUUUACCAAUGAAUCUAACAUAGAGCGUUGGAAGAACAAGAGACAGGUUGCUGUAGAUUCAAAAAUUGGAAGACUUAAUAGUUUCAUUGAGCUUGCGAAGGUCCCCAUUCAGGUUUUCAUUGCUUGUGGAGUGAGUAGUGGUCAACCAGAGGAUCUGUUUCGCAAGCCAAAACCUGGGAUGUGGAAGAUUAUGGAGAAAGAAUUCAAUUCUGGUCUCCCGAUUGACAUGGAUCAGUCCUUCUAUGUUGGUGAUGCAGCUGGAAGACCAGGAGAUCACAGUGAUGCUGACAAAAUAUUUGCACAGGAGCACAACAAUAACUGUGGUAUCUCUCACUCGAGAAGAGUUUGUUUUGUCUUUUAUGGCUGUUGGUCUAAAAUUUUAUGUUCCUGAAGAUUACUUCGGCUCAGAUUAGUAUUUGGAUUCGAAUAUGCAACUGUCAGGGAUUAGCAGGUUUGGAAGUAUACCUGGAGAGUGGAGAGGAACGAAGCAGUGGUGGGUGCAGGGAUGCAUAGCGGUUAUGUAGUUAUUGAAGCAGUAUUGGUGCUUGGUUAGUCAAUUGUUUGGUUGUUUAGUUCUAUUAGUUACCCAGCUUUAUUUGAAAUGUUUUUAGGGCUGGUAGGUUAGGAGUAUUUAAGCAAGAGUUUCUUAGUAGGAUAUGGGGAUUGUUACUAUUAUUGUGGAAUCAGAUGAAUCUGCUAUGGCUGGGGAGUGGACCUAUUUCAUUUUAAUUCUUAUGUUAAGUUAUCUGUCACAUAUGAUAUGGGGAGAUUAGUGUUUUUAUUUUUUUA
Messenger RNA from Salvia miltiorrhiza (redroot sage), 1617 nucleotides. RefSeq names its product polynucleotide 3'-phosphatase ZDP. Lineage: Eukaryota; Viridiplantae; Streptophyta; Magnoliopsida; Lamiales; Lamiaceae. Bases 80 to 1219 code for a protein of 379 amino acids. Gene Ontology annotation, molecular function: polynucleotide 3'-phosphatase activity; ATP-dependent polydeoxyribonucleotide 5'-hydroxyl-kinase activity; double-stranded DNA binding. Gene Ontology annotation, biological process: DNA repair. The record is from RefSeq and is a predicted model, not a curated record. The transcript has 12 exons.